Molecule: messenger RNA, 1929 nt
Organism: Phyllostomus hastatus (greater spear-nosed bat)
Lineage: Eukaryota; Metazoa; Chordata; Mammalia; Chiroptera; Phyllostomidae
Gene: ANKRD16
Product: ankyrin repeat domain 16
Exons: 7
Coding region: 6-1097 (363 amino acids)
Molecular function (GO): protein binding
Source: RefSeq, a predicted model, not a curated record
UGACCAUGGCGGCACCCGGGGACCCGAGGCGGCUCUUCAGGCUGGUGCAAGAAGGCCGGCUGUGCAUCCUGCGGGAGGAACUGCAGAGACUUGGGGGCGCUGGCUGCCCCGGGCUAGCGGGCGACACCUUGCUGCAUUGCGCGGCCCGUCACGGGCGUCGGGACAUUCUUGCCUGUCUGGCUGAGGACUGGGACUUGGACAUCGAGUCGGCCAACCGAGACUACAAGCGGCCUCUACACGAAGCUGCCUCCAUGGGCCACCGGGACUGCGUGCGGUACCUGCUGUGCGGGGGAGCCAUGGUCGACUGCCUGAAGAGGGGUGACUGGACUCCUCUGAUGAUGGCUUGCACAAGGAAGAAUCUUGGGGUGAUCCAGGACCUUGUGGAACAUGGUGCAAAUCCACUUCUGAAGAACAAAGAUGGCUGGAACAGCUUCCACAUUGCCUGCCGAGAAGGUGACCCUCAAAUCCUCCAGUAUUUGCUCACUGUUUGCCCAGAUUCCUGGAAGACAGAGAGCAAAAUUGGCAGAACUCCUCUGCACACGGCAGCAAUGCAUGGCUGUUUAGAAGCAGUAAAGGUGCUUCUUCAGAGGUGUCAGUAUGAACCAGACUGCAGAGACAAGUGUGGCCUCACACCCUUUAUGGAUGCAAUUCAGUGUGGAUACAUCAACAUAGCCAGGCUGCUCCUUGAAAAACAUAAGGCUUGCAUUUCUGCUGAGGAUUCCCUGGGGGCCCAGGCUAUACACAGGGCAGCAGUCACUGGGCAGAAUGAAGCCAUCCGAUUCUUGGUCUCUGAACUUGGCAUUGAUGUAGAUGUGAGAGCUACAUCAACCCACCUCACAGCACUUCAUUAUGCAGCUAAGGAAGGACACGUGAGCACAGUUCAGAUGCUCGUAUCCUUGGGUGCUGACAUUAACUGUAAAGAUGAAAGAAAUCGAUCAGCCCUGCACCUGGCCUGCGCAGGUCAGCACGUGGCCUGUGUCGAGCUUCUUCUGCGGUCUGGGCUGAGGGACUCUGCAGACAUCACAGGCACCCUGGCUCAGCAGCUCACACGGAGCGCAGACAUCCUUCGGCGCUUCAGCCACAGUGUGACAGCAUGAAGCUGUUUCUAAACAAAGGCAAUAAACUCAUGGUAACUUCUAUCCUGCUGUUUAGUCUUUACCAGGUUCAGUGAAAUCUCUGCCCUCCCUCUCCUACACUCUCUACUGCAUCUGAAAUUUGCAGAAGAUGUGGACAUUGGCUGCCUAGCUGGGGACAGGCACACUCAGAAUCUCUCCUUACCUGCAUUUCAUCAUGGCCUUCAAGUAGACUAGGUGUUUGUGAAGUCAGUGUCUGGGCUCCUUAGAGAAGCAUGUAAUGUGCAUGAAUAUAAUAUAGUAUACAUACUUUUAUAUAUGUAUGUUUGUGUAUGUGAAAUGUUUUAUGGUAAAUAUUAUAUGGUUAGGCAAUAAUAACAUUUAAAAUAUAACAGAUUACUAUUAGCUUGAAUAAAUAAUUGGCCUAUUUACUUUCUUUCAUAGUCAUUUUCUUGGUUGUUACAAUGGUUUUAGUUGUAGCCAGGAAAGAAGUGCUUACAAUCUGUUUUAUUUACACAGACAUUUGCAAGGAAUUAAUGAAAACAUUUCUGUAUUCUAGGCACUGCUAGUUAAGCUAUGCUUUGAUCUUGAGGUUAUUAUUUUUUUUAUUAGACAAGUUCUAUAUUUAGUCCCUUAGGAAAAUAAAUACACCUAAAAAUGCAUCUAAGAUAUUUUCAGAACUUUUCUAUUACCUCAGUGAGGAAUGGGGUUUGUUGUUGAAGCCUGCAGGGUGCAUCUGUCCCAUGCCACCUGCCGCUGAAGCCUGUGACUGUGAAGGAAUGAACACUUGAUGUUGUACCUUCUAAAAAAUUUGUAGCAGUUUAAACAUAUUAAAAAUAGGAUGAGUCCUCAGGCA